AUGUCUAAAAUGACAAUAUCGGCGGCUGACAGUCAACAUUACGAAAUCCACCAUGAGACUCACCAGAAACCCCCAACCGACCUGGAUGACCCACAUCGUGCCGCCUUGGAAGACAAUCCAGAGCACGCUCGACGGCCUUCCUGGGCAACGAUCAACGCGGUCUUGUUCCUGGCACUGGGAUUUGUCUGCCCGGUUGGCUGCGCUUUCACGCUCGUGACGUCCGUCAUUGUCAGAAUCCAGACAGAUCUCAAUGAUACUACUGAUAAGGCGACUUGGCUAGUGGGCGGCUGGUCUCUGGCGUCUGCAGUAUCCUUCUGUCUAGCUGGCAGCGUCAGUGAUCUUUUCGGACGUCGAUACACCAUCCUAUCAGGGCAACUCAUCUGCGUUAUCGGUUGUAUCGUUGCAGCCACAGCCAAAGCUAUGGACAGUGUCGUUGUGGGUGAAACACUCGUCGGCUUUGGCGCUGGCCUCGUUUUCGUCGCAUAUGCCGGCGUUGCGGAACUCCUGCCCAAUAAAUGGCGGCAUUUGGGCCUCACUGCUAUCGAGCUCUUCAUAAGCAUACCAUGGGGCGCCGCUUGUGUCAUCAUUGGGAACCUCUUAGCCACGCAAACGGCUCUAGGUUGGCGCUGGUGCUUCUACCUGGGGCUCAUUGCUGGUGUGAUCAGCAUGGUGGGCACUUUCGUGUUCUACUACCCUCCGACCAGGCCCCAAUUCGACGAGGACCGGACACGCUGGGACCACAUCAAAGGAAUUGAUUAUGUUGGCUUCUUUCUCUUCGGAAGUGGGCUCACAACAUUUCUUAUCGGUCUGACCUGGGCGGGACAAUUGGAUCAUCCGUGGCACAGUGCAUCUGUCAUCGCACCUCUCGUUGUUGGUGCUGUUGGGCUUGCGGCUUGUUUUGCGUACGACUUCACGGUUGCCGCCAGACCACUGUUUCCAUGGGUCGUGUUGAAAGAGUUCCGUGAUUACACAAUACUGCUUGCUGUUGUGUUCACUUCUGGUGUUAUGUAUUUGUCUCUUGCCGCAUUACUUCCACAAGGCUCCCUGUGGCUGUAUACCAGCGACGCGACGGAGAUCGGGCUCAUCGGACUGCCAAUGGGUUGCGUCUCGAUCCUUUUCUCUCCUGUCGGGACAGCAUUCAUCGGCAAAGUCAAGCACAUCAAGAUGCUGUUGAUCGGAUGCUUGGUCAUCCAGACGGUCUUCUCUGGGGCUUUAGCAGGUGCCACGUCCAGUAAGAGUGCCUGGAUGGGUUUGUCAUCAUUUGUUGCAGGCCCAUUCGUCUUCAUUUCGGUACUCGCCCAACUCAUGACCAGCUUGAAUGUGCCGUUGCGCUACCUUGGAGUGGCAAGUGGCCUGAUUGGGACCUUCCGCAGCGUCGGAGGGAGUAUCGGAAAUGCUAUUUUCAACACCGUCCUCCAAGGAAGCGUUCGCACGAAUCUGGGACCAAAAAUCGCCGCGGCAGUUCUAGCAGAAGGCUUCGAUCCCGAAGGACUCGAGAUGCUUAUUCCAGCAACCAUCAACACAGCUUUGGGGAUACCCGGAGCAUUCGCCGGAAUUGCGGGAGUCACACCGGCCAUCGAAGCAGCUGCAUUAGGAGCGCUCAGACAAGUGUAUGCUCGAGGUUUCCAGCUCGUAUUCUACAGUACAAUCCCAUUUGGCGUUGUCGCGAUCGCUCUCGCAGCGUGUCUGAACGACCCUUCGAAGUACCUCACCAACCAUACUGCAGUCACCAUGGAAAAGAAUGGAGUCUUUGACCGCGAAGGUCCGACUGAACAAGCUGUUCGUGAUGUGGCUCGGAUGGAGAAACACUGA
Cyphellophora attinorum is the source of this 1812-nucleotide messenger RNA. RefSeq names its product Vacuolar basic amino acid transporter 5. The record is from RefSeq and is a predicted model, not a curated record. The transcript is spliced from 6 exons. Lineage: Eukaryota; Fungi; Ascomycota; Eurotiomycetes; Chaetothyriales; Cyphellophoraceae. Gene Ontology annotation, biological process: transmembrane transport. Gene Ontology annotation, molecular function: transmembrane transporter activity. Bases 1 to 1812 code for a protein of 603 amino acids.